GUUGCGUUACAGAUUUGACUAAUCAUUUCCCCACGAAGUCAUUCUCCUUCCUCCUCCAAAGUCAGCACGACGAUCGCGUCUCGGUCUUCCUAGAUAUAAGACCCGCGAAAAUCAAUAAAAGGUUUGAUCGUCGUGCAAGUAAUUUCUAAGAAGUCAAUGGGGUCUUCUUCUGAGGCAUGGAUGAGAGAUUACAAUGAGGCUUUAAAACUCUCUGAGGAUAUUAAUGGGAUGAUGUCUGAAAGGAAUGCGUCUGGUUUAACUGGACCUGAUGCUCAACGUCGUGCUUCAGCUAUACGGAGAAAGAUCACCAUUUUGGGGACUCGAUUAGACAGUCUUCAAUCCCUUCUCGUAAAAGUCCCUGGGAAGCAACAUGUGUCAGAGAAAGAGAUGAAUCGUCGCAAGGAUAUGGUUGGGAAUUUGAAGUCAAAGGUAAAUCAGGUGGCGUCUGCUUUGAACAUGUCAAACUUUGCAAAUAGAGACAGCUUGCUUGGGUCAGAUACAAAGCCUGAUGAUGCAAUGAACAGAGUCUCUGGCAUGGAUAACCAAGGCAUUGUUGGAUUUCAACGACAAGUUAUGAGAGAACAAGACGAAGGGCUGGAGAAGUUGGAGGAAACUGUCAUGAGUACCAAACAUAUUGCGCUCGCUAUUAACGAGGAGCUCACUCUGCAGACCAGACUUAUCGAUGAUUUAGACUACCAAGUUGAUGUUACCGACUCCCGCUUACGGCGUGUGCAGAAGAGCCUUGCAAUGAUGAACCAGAGUAUGAAAGGAGGUUGCUCAUGCAUGUCCAUGCUCUUGUCAGUGCUUGGAAUCGUUGGUCUUGCUCUUGUCAUUUGGCUUCUGGUUAAGUACCUGUAAUGCCACCAAUAUGAUGAAUCAAAAUUGUCUUGUGUGCUUUGGUUUUUCAUUCCUUCUUUUGAUGCUUCUUCCUCUGGGGGGAGACAAGAUGAAUAUGGCUGCGUGCAAGAACCAUCAAAAAAGUAUAUAAUCUGUAUUGCUUUCAUAUGUUCACGAAAUGUAAUCAAAGUUGUGUGUUUGUGUAUAUGACUCCCACUUUGUUCACUAAAUGUCUGUAUAACAAGCUCUUUGUUCUUGUGUGGAUUAUACUUUGUUCUUUUCUUUGCACAAGAUAUGUAUAAAGAGAAAGAAUGACACUAUAUUACUAUAACAUGAAGCAAUUCUGUGGUUUGCGAGAGUGUCUUCUCGCCUUUAAUAUACAAUUUACCAUUUCUUUGAUGACAAGAAAAGAGUAACUAUGGGACUGGUGAAGGUGACGGUGUUGUGGCUCGAAGGAGCUGUUGCAGAAACCGAGCUGCUAGACGUUGCCCUACACCUCCUGCA
Molecule: messenger RNA, 1341 nt
Organism: Eruca vesicaria subsp. sativa (arugula)
Lineage: Eukaryota; Viridiplantae; Streptophyta; Magnoliopsida; Brassicales; Brassicaceae
Source: the annotation of a GenBank genome assembly